Micropterus dolomieu (smallmouth bass) is the source of this 1830-nucleotide messenger RNA. RefSeq names its product alpha-2-macroglobulin-P-like. The record is from RefSeq and is a predicted model, not a curated record. The transcript has 13 exons. Bases 1 to 1815 code for a protein of 604 amino acids. NCBI's taxonomy places the organism in Eukaryota, Metazoa, Chordata, Actinopteri, Centrarchiformes, Centrarchidae. Gene Ontology annotation, molecular function: endopeptidase inhibitor activity.
AUGACUGGGACUGAAUGUCAGUAUGUUUCCAGCUCACUGAAUGUGUCUGUGUGUAUCUGCUGGUUCAGAGAGUCUGGAACAAAGGAUGUGUCCCUCACUGUCCCAGACACCAUCACCACCUGGGAGACGGAGGCUUUCUGUUUGUCCCCUCAGGGGUUUGGCUUGGCUCCUCGUAAAGAGAUCAAUGUCUUCCAGCCCUUCUUCCUGGAGCUCAGCCUCCCUUACUCCAUCAUCCGGGGGGAGCACUUUGAACUGAAGGCAACCACCUUCAACUACCUGUCCAGCUGCAUCAUGGUCACUGUGACUCCAGCACCCUCUUUAGACUACACCCUCACUCCGCUCUCUGGUGACCAGUACACAUCCUGUUUGUGUGGCAGUGAGCGCAAGACCCUCAGCUGGACCAUGGCCCCCUCAGUCUUGGGGGUUGUGAAUGUGUCUGUGACGGCUGAGGCUGUGGCAUCACACACUUCAUGUGACAAUGAGAUUGUGAGCGUUCCAGAGAGAGGACGUAUCGACGUGGUCACACGAUCUCUCAUAGUAAAGGCUGAGGGAACUGAGAUCACCAAGACCUACAACUUUCUGCUCUGCCCAAAAGGGGAAGCUGUGACAGAGGAAAUAGACAUCCAACUCCCUGAGAACAUGAUUGAUGGAUCUGCCCGUGCUUCACUAUCAGUCCUGGGUGACAUUCUGGGCCGAGCCCUGAAGAACCUGGAUGGGCUGCUAAAGAUGCCGUAUGGAUGUGGAGAGCAGAACAUGGCGCUCCUGGCCCCCAACAUUUACAUCCUCCAGUACCUGGAAAACACACAGCAGCUGACCGCAGCCAUCAAGGAGAAGGCUACCAACUUCCUGACCAGUGGCUACCAGAGACAGCUGAACUACAAACAUAGCGACGGUGCUUACAGCACAUUUGGAUCAGGACCGGGGAACACUUGGCUGACUGCUUUUGUGCUGAGAUCUUUUGCCAAAGCAAAGUCUUUCAUCUACAUUGACCCAAAAAAGAUUGAAGAGUCUAAGUCUUGGCUGGAUGGUAAACAACGAGAAAACGGCUGUUUCCAGCAGCUGGGAAAACUCUUCAACAACAGAAUGAAGGGUGGUGUGUCUGAUGAAGUGACUCUCAGUGCUUACAUCACUGCUGCCUACUUGGAGAUGAAGGUGCCCCUAAAUGAUCCUGUGGUGAACAAGAGCCUGUCUUGUCUCAGGGAGUCCAUCAGUGACCUCAGCAACACCUACACUACAGCUCUGCUGGCGUACGUCUUCACCCUGGCAGGAGAAACGGAGACCCGUGCUCACCUUCUGAAGCACCUGGACACUGUUGCAUCAAACCAAGGAGGUUUCCUCUACUGGUCUCAGACAGCGACAGAAACGUCAGCCUCUCUGUCUGUGGAGAUCAGCUCCUAUGUGCUGCUGGCCAAACUCAGCGGCUCUCCCGCUGCUGAAGACCUGGGCGCCGCCACCAGCAUCGUCAGAUGGUUGACGGGACAGCAGAACUAUUAUGGAGGCUUCUCCUCCACACAGGACACAGUGGUGGCUCUCCAGGCUCUGGCUCUCUACUCCACCAGAGUGUUCAGUCCAGAGGGUUCCAGCACAGUGACAGUCCAGUCUCCCAGUGGCCAGCUGACAUUUGAUGUGAAUCAGAACAACAAACUGCUCUACCAGGAGAAGCUGCUGCAGGAAGUGACAGGAAAGUACAGCCUGGAGGUGAAGGGUUCUGCAUGUGCUUCAGCGCAGGUCAGUGGUCACUGUCACUGCAGCACUUCCUGUUUCUCUUUGACAUACAUAAACAAACACAACACUGCAAACAUAACCAUGUCCUAAUGUUAGCAUCCCCUG